CAGUCUUUUGUUGUUUGUUUGUUUCUAAUACCGACUCCAACCAGCAGUCUCUCUCUUGUUUUAGUCUCACAUUUUCCACUUCUCUAUCUCUACAAACCUUUAGGUGUGAUUAAGGAUCCGAGAGUUGAAUCAUCAUUCUGUAUUCAUGGCUACUCAAGGUCAAGUCAUCACCUGCAAAGCUGCGGUGGCCUGGGAACCCAACAAGCCAUUAGUGAUUGAAGAUGUUCAGGUAGCUCCACCACAAGCUGGUGAAGUUCGAAUCAAGAUAUUAUAUACUGCUCUUUGUCACACUGAUGCUUAUACAUGGAGUGGCAAGGAUCCUGAGGGACUCUUCCCUUGCAUUCUUGGUCAUGAGGCCGCUGGGGUUGUUGAGAGUGUUGGUGAAGGAGUUACUGAAGUUCAACCUGGGGACCAUGUUAUCCCUUGUUACCAAGCAGAAUGCAAGGAAUGCAAGUUCUGUAAAUCAGGAAAGACAAAUCUCUGUGGCAAAGUCCGGUCUGCUACUGGAGUUGGCGUUAUGAUGAGUGAUCGCCAGAGUCGUUUCUCAGUGAAUGGAAAACCCAUCUAUCAUUUUAUGGGAACCUCAACAUUUAGUCAGUACACUGUUGUACAUGAUGUCAGUGUUGCAAAGAUUGACCCAAGUGCACCUUUAGAUAAAGUAUGUCUGCUAGGUUGUGGUGUUCCCACUGGUCUUGGGGCAGUUUGGAAUACAGCUAAAGUUGAGGCAGGUUCAAAUGUUGCUGUCUUUGGUCUUGGGACAGUUGGCCUAGCUGUUGCAGAGGGCGCAAAAGCAGCUGGUGCAUCACGUAUAAUUGGCGUUGACAUUGACAGCAAAAAGUUUGAAACAGCAAAGAAUUUUGGGGUUUCAGAAUUUGUGAACCCAAAGGACCAUGAUAAACCUAUUCAGCAAGUCCUUGUUGACAUGACGGAUGGUGGAGUUGACUACAGUUUCGAGUGCAUAGGUAACGUGUCCGUGAUGAGAGCUGCUCUGGAGUGUUGUCAUAAGGGUUGGGGGACAUCAGUUAUCGUGGGUGUUGCGGCAUCAGGUCAAGAGAUAUCUACUCGCCCUUUUCAGUUAGUCACUGGACGUGUUUGGAAGGGAACUGCCUUUGGUGGAUUCAAGAGUCGUUCUCAAGUACCAUGGCUUGUUGAAAAGUACAUGAAGAAGGAAAUCAAGGUUGAUGAGUACAUAACUCACAGUCUGACCCUUGGUGAGAUCAAUAAGGCCUUCGACCUGAUGCAUGAAGGAGGUUGUCUUCGAUGUGUACUUGAAGUGCACCCUUGAGGUGAUUCAGAUGUUUCUGAUCCCUAAUCAUGCCUUAUAUGUAAAAGCAAAACUCUAGUGUCAGUCUCUUCUGUCUGUUUCUCAUUUCAAGCUUAAAGUCUAAUGUCUAAGGUUAUCAACUUACUCUACAAACAACCAACUGUGUUUUCUUUCAUGUCGACCUUUUUGUGUUGGGCUUGGAUCCUAUUUCGUCUUGAGACUAUACAGUGUACCUGGGAACGAUUUUUUGGGGACCAGCCUUUUUUAUGAGGGGACCAUGUUUUAUAA
Papaver somniferum (opium poppy) is the source of this 1552-nucleotide messenger RNA. RefSeq names its product alcohol dehydrogenase class-3. The transcript is spliced from 9 exons. The coding region runs from base 146 to 1285 and encodes 379 amino acids. Gene Ontology annotation, molecular function: zinc ion binding; S-(hydroxymethyl)glutathione dehydrogenase [NAD(P)+] activity. The record is from RefSeq and is a predicted model, not a curated record. Gene Ontology annotation, biological process: formaldehyde catabolic process. Lineage: Eukaryota; Viridiplantae; Streptophyta; Magnoliopsida; Ranunculales; Papaveraceae. Gene Ontology annotation, cellular component: cytosol.